UAAAGAUGAUGAUGAGUUAACCAUCGGAUGAAAUUUACAUUAUCAGUAUCAACUAUGUUGAAAUUGAGUAAUCUCUUUGACUGAAACGGUGAAAAUUCAUGAUCGAAAAAAUUGACGCAUGAUUAUUUAAAUGAUUUAAUGAGAGGCAAAAAUGAGUGUAAAUUAUCAUUAACACCAAACACUGGAGUAAAAGUUUGUCAACUUGAAAGGCAAAGUUUCAAAUCAACUUUAAUUUAGUGUCAACAAUUGAACAACCACAACAAGACAAUUUAAUUGUGCUCAUUAAAAACGCAGACAAUCACAGCAACAAACAACUCAAAGGGAAAACAAAAGCAAACAAAAGAAGACAAAUUUCACCUCUAAUUGUGGCCCAAGAAUCAAACAGUAAUUGAAAAUUUAAACCAACAAUUUAACCCAACAAUAUUCAUCUGAUCAAGUAAAGCAAAUUUGAUUGUAAUUUUACCUUUAAAUUGCAGUUGAACAAAAGUAAUUGAUGUCAAGCCUCAAAUGGAUAAAAAAUAGUCAAUUGUGAAGAUUGCCUUUUCAAAUGUUUACCGUUGAUGUAACUUUACUUUAAAACACAUUUUCCAAUAUAAAAUUACAAGGAAAACAAAUCAAGACGAUUGUAAAUUCAUUGUUUCACUUCAUCAUGGAUUGAUAACGAUUGACCUUUGAAAGGUAGAAAAGAAUCGAACAUUCGCAAAGUGAAACAUUUAAAGUAAAGGAUAGACUAACUGGGUGAGAGAGAGUGGGAGUUGGGGUGGAAAUAAAAACAAAAUUAUCCUCAUUAUUGUCAUCAUUAUGAUUCGACUCAUCAUUAGAAUUAGUUGAAUUUAAUUUGGCAUUUUGGGUGAAGAGGCGAGGUAAUCAGUGAAUGGCAAAAACUGCAGAUUUUCAGGUUAACCUAGAUAAUGAUGCAAGUUUGACAGAAUAUCCAAUCAUAAUUGUACAAUUUGAUUACAAAAGAAAACAAUUUUGGUGCAAUUUCACGGUUCCCUGCAGGUGAACAAUCUUGAAGAAGAGGCAUUUCCAGAGGAAUCAUAAAAGUGUAACAAUUUACAUCAUCUAAUUGUGCUGAUUAAUUCAACCUUCAAACUUUGGUUUAAUCGGGAAAAAUGAUGUUCUCACCAUUUUUCCCUUUACUUUUAACUGUGUUGCAACUUUUUGAAACUUCAACAUCAUCACAUUCAUCACCGACUAAAUCAUCAACAUCAUCACUGUCAACUUUGCCCUCUGUUUUUGCACCAACUUCAUCAUCAUCUUCAAGAUCAAUUCCAUCAUCAUCUGUUGCUGUUUCAUCGCUAUCUUUACCUUCACCAUCUUCACCAUCGUCAUCUCUUUUAUCCGCUGACCGAACAUUUUCAAGGUCCAAACCACCCUUUACACCAUUAAAUCCUUCAGUGAAUAAAGUCAAUAACAAUAUUAAUAGCAAUAGAAUACAAAAGACUAAAUUGAUUGAUCUAAGGUCAACCCUUGAAUGUCAUAGACGAGAGUUCACCUUUAAUGCCUCUAGAAGCGAUGGUUUAGGACGAAAGUGCUGGGGUUUGGUAACGUCAAUGUCCUGUUGGGGACGAUGUGAUUCAAUGGAGAUUGCAGAUUAUAAAUUUCCCUACAAACAAUCAUAUCAUAAAGUUUGUAUUCAUAACCGGAAAGCUAUAAGAACAACCCUUUUACCAUAUUGUGAUAGAGGAGUUCACCAAUCCUUAAAGAUUUACAAAUACGUAGACGCAAUUAGCUGUAGCUGUCAAUUUUGUGAUUCAUCAAUUGCGAGUUGUGAAGGUUUCGAUGCCAUUGAAAGGUAUCUUAUGCGUUCCUCGAUCAACGAGAUAUAACACAUGAAAACGUAUCAACAUCAUCAGCAUAUCUCGAGUCAACUAAACAAAAGAGAAAAAAGUUUUUUCUUCGUUUUUCCAAAACCUCUUCUAAUCCCAUGACAAUUUCAGCUUAUCAUUUUCAGCUUACAAUUUUGCUCUCUUUCAGUUGCUUUAAAUUGUUUGAUGAAAUUACUGUUUAAUUAAAGUUAACGAAGAGCAAAAGGUAGGAAACAAAACUAAUGUAAUAAACGAAUCAAGUUGUUCAUUCAAUUCUCAAAUAACAUGAAAUGUAUCAUUUUACCGUUUAUUUUAAACUUUCAGCUUUUACUUCUUAUGUUAUGCAAUAUCCACUUUCAUACAAUCCAUCACAUAUUCAUCUUCAUCCCAAUUCAAUAACAAUAAAGACUUGUU
Messenger RNA from Tetranychus urticae (two-spotted spider mite), 2225 nucleotides. It is a transcript of the gene Gpb5, whose product is annotated as Glycoprotein hormone beta 5. Gene Ontology annotation, biological process: G protein-coupled receptor signaling pathway. Lineage: Eukaryota; Metazoa; Arthropoda; Arachnida; Trombidiformes; Tetranychidae. Gene Ontology annotation, molecular function: hormone activity. Gene Ontology annotation, cellular component: cytoplasm; extracellular region. The record is from RefSeq and is a predicted model, not a curated record.